CGGUGCCCACCUCUCCCCAGCCAUGCCGGGCCUGGCCGCCGACGCGGGCAAGGUCCCCUUCUGCGACGCCAAGGAGGAAAUCCGUGCCGGGCUGGAAGGCUCGGAGGGCGGUGGCGGCCCGGAGAGGCCGGACGCGCGCGGGCGGCGGCAGAACAUAAUCUGGGUCGUCCUGAUGAGUCUGCUGCACUUGGGGGCCGUGUACUCGCUGGUGCUCAUCCCGAAAGCCAAGCCGCUCACUCUGCUCUGGGCCUACUUCUGCUUCCUCCUGACGGCCCUGGGGGUGACAGCCGGCGCCCAUCGUUUGUGGAGCCACAGGUCCUACAAGGCCAAGCUGCCUAUGAGGAUAUUUCUGGCUGCCGCCAACUCCAUGGCUUUCCAGAAUGACAUCUUCGAGUGGUGCAGGGACCACCGCGUCCACCACAAGUACUCGGAGACGGACGCUGAUCCCCACAACGCCCGCCGGGGCUUCUUCUUCUCCCACAUCGGGUGGCUGUUUGUCCGCAAGCAUCGAGAUGUCAUCGAGAAGGGGAGAAAGCUGGACUUCACUGACCUGCUUGCUGAUCCUGUGGUCCGGUUCCAGAGAAAGUACUACAAGAUCACCGUGGUGCUCAUGUGCUUUGCAGUGCCCACGCUGGUGCCCUGGUACAUCUGGGGAGAGAGUCUGUGGAACUCCUACUUCUUGGCCUCCAUCCUCCGCUAUACCAUCUCACUCAACGUCACCUGGCUGGUCAAUAGCGCCGCCCACAUGUAUGGAAACCGCCCCUACAACAAGCACAUCAGCCCUCGGCAGAACCCACUUGUCACUCUGGGCGCCAUUGGUGAAGGCUUCCACAACUACCAUCACACGUUUCCCUUUGACUACUCUGCGAGCGAAUUUGGCUUAAAUUUCAACCCAACCACCUGGUUCAUUGACUUCAUGUGCUGGCUGGGGCUGGCCACUGACCGCAAACGGGCACCCAAGCCGAUGAUCGAGGCCCAGAAAGCCAGGACUGGAGAUGGCAGCGCCUGAACCUGGAACCGCCAUCUGUCAAGUCUGCCACUGACGCCUCGGGUCUCGGCUUUUGUUAUUAUAGUCUCGCGUUCAUUGGAUUUGGGGUGGGGGGCGCAGAGGGGGGAGAGGGAAUGGAGUCUAUGGUUCGGGGAAUUUUUGUUUGUCUCAAAAUAAUGUUGAAAUACAACUCCCAAUUUUUGUAAGUCGACGUUACAAUGAUUUAACAUUAGAGUGUGGGUGUGAUUUAAUUGCUGUAGCUACCAUAUGUCAAAUAUCCAUUCUCAUGUGCUUGUGCGUGAUGUUAACCCUGACAGGAUGAAGGAAUUUAAUAUUCUUUCAGUGUGAUUCAGGAGAACGUUUGUUUUAUUUUCUCCCUAUUAACCCGGCAUUGCUUUUAAACACACUAUUCUGAAGGGGCAGAGAGACAGGGGAGAAGAAAAAAGAAGGGUCUAUUUAGCAACUAAAGAAUGUUGCUGUUUUGUAAUUAUUUCCUGUGUGUGAUUUUGUUGUUGUUUAAGUCAGAGGUGGAACACUUUUUAAAAAUGAGAAUAUAGGAAAUGGCUCUUGUAUUUUUUU
This is a messenger RNA of Tupaia belangeri chinensis (Chinese tree shrew), 1567 nucleotides long. It is a transcript of the gene SCD5, whose product is annotated as stearoyl-CoA desaturase 5. Gene Ontology annotation, molecular function: stearoyl-CoA 9-desaturase activity; iron ion binding. Gene Ontology annotation, cellular component: endoplasmic reticulum membrane. Bases 23 to 1009 code for a protein of 328 amino acids. The transcript is spliced from 5 exons. Gene Ontology annotation, biological process: unsaturated fatty acid biosynthetic process. The record is from RefSeq and is a predicted model, not a curated record. Lineage: Eukaryota; Metazoa; Chordata; Mammalia; Scandentia; Tupaiidae.